UCCGUCCUCUCCAUCGCGAUCCUCCGUUCCAUUUCCGCUGCCUCUAGUCAACGCUCCGACGUCAAUUUUUACCCGCACUCGCUAGGAUCCUCUACCAACUUCUCCGCCUCCGAAUCACUUCGCGCUCUCAAACUCCCAUUAUUCGUAACCUGUUCACCAUCUUUUCUCGAUGGCGACCAUGUUAUUCAACCCUCAAACACCCCAGAGUCCUUCUCAAUUAUCUCCGAGCACAGGUGACCAGGUAUCGAGCAUGAAUAGCUCUAUGACCUCAAUCACUACUGCUUUGCCAACCCCGGCACACAGCGUUAAUGGAUCAGCCCAAGCGAUCGACAUGUCUCACGAUACCGCGAUAAACGAUAUUUAUUCCGCGAAGCGAAAAUAUCCAUUUGACGACGCUGGAGAUCACGAGCAGAAAAAGGUGUAUCUCGAGAAUCGCCGAGUUGGUAUUGAGAACCUACAUCUAGAUGUUGGCGAAAAAUACCUUCUUCGCAGUACUCCUUAUCCUGCGUCUUACCCGUCUCUUUCCGACGACUGGUUUAGUAUGUUCGAUUUAACCGGUGCUGCUGCCGAAGUCGCCCGCACAAAGCCUAAUGGCGAGAAGAAUGCGCUACGUAAGACGUACAAAGGGCAUAUUCGAACAUUGGGUCUAAGCGGCCACUUUGACGCUGUCAAGAAGGAACCAGAUACGCCAGAUACUCUGCUGGCAUUGUCCACUAUUCCUGAGGACGCGUGGCUUUCUUUGGAAGUAAGAGGAAGGGAGAUAGAGAAAGGGUUGGCACAGGUGAACCAGGCACAAUUAACCCGAGCAACUACGAUGGCUCGAGGCUUAAUACCGAAAGCAUCUUGGGACAAUUCCGUUCUUGGCGACUUAGCGCCUAGUACUCUACCGAAGAAGGCCGGUAACGACCAAUCCGCGCGACCAACGGCACCUAGCACACCAGCUGCCUCGGCGCUUGGAAUCACCCCGAAGCCGAGCAAGGCUUUGACGCCUCAGCUGGAUCGUGCCCGCCGACUUGGAAAGAAACGAAGUUAUCAGGACAGCAGUUUUGAGGGGUACGGCGAGGGCUAUGUCGAUGACGACGCGGGCGGAUAUUCAACGGGUGACGGAGAUGAUCGAUCGAAGCUGAAGCGCAGAAAACAGGUAACCCGACUGGGAAAGCAUCAUUCGCCGGUGCCAGCGGUCAGCACUACGGCAGUAGGAUAGGAACAUAGUCCGAAGAUACCCAGUCGAAGACGAUAUGACG
Annulohypoxylon truncatum is the source of this 1244-nucleotide messenger RNA. RefSeq names its product Rox3-domain-containing protein. Gene Ontology annotation, molecular function: transcription coregulator activity. The transcript is spliced from 4 exons. The coding region runs from base 170 to 1204 and encodes 344 amino acids. NCBI's taxonomy places the organism in Eukaryota, Fungi, Ascomycota, Sordariomycetes, Xylariales, Hypoxylaceae. The record is from RefSeq and is a predicted model, not a curated record. Gene Ontology annotation, cellular component: mediator complex. Gene Ontology annotation, biological process: regulation of transcription by RNA polymerase II.